Messenger RNA from Zea mays, 1283 nucleotides. Its product is annotated as FLU. NCBI's taxonomy places the organism in Eukaryota, Viridiplantae, Streptophyta, Magnoliopsida, Poales, Poaceae. Gene Ontology annotation, molecular function: protein binding. Gene Ontology annotation, biological process: chlorophyll biosynthetic process. The record is from RefSeq and is marked validated.
AGAUUUGGUUCCCUCCCUUAUCCUAUUCCCUCGUGUCAUGGCGCUUCUCCUGCGCCUCGCUGCUCCGUCGGUGCCGCCCCGGCGGAGCUCCGGCCUCAGAGCAUUGCCGCGCGUCGUCCUUCCGGAGGUCGUUUCCAAACAAUCAUUUCUUCGUUUACUAGUUGACAGCACUGCAAGUAUGCCCUGUCCUAUUAAGUGUUCUGCGGCUCGGUGUGCCCCAUCAUUGACUGAACACAACGAUUCUAGGAAUAAUGGCAUCCAUGCAUCUAGUGUAUAUGGACAUGAUCUCAUGAAGUCCAUGUCUGAUCUCCAGGAAGUUGUAUUUUCCUCCUUUAGCAAAGCAUGUCUUCUCAGUAGUUGUAUCAUAUAUGGUCUACCACCCAGUUGUAUAGCAGAACCAUGUGAGCAAGAAUACUUUCUCCCUAACAUGCCUUUGCUGUUCGCAAUAGCCAUGGUUGGUGCUACUGUUGGAGGGCUCCUUGCGAGACAGAGGAGAGGGGAGCUUGCACGUCUAAAUGAUCAAUUGCGUCAGAUAAAUGCUGCAUUGAGAAGACAAGCCAAGAUUGAAUCUUAUGCUCCUGCCUUGAGCUAUGCCCCAGUUGGUAGCAAGAUACCAGAAUCAGAAGUUAUUGUUGAUCCUCAGAAACAGCGCCUAAUUGCAUAUCUCAGGACCGGAAAGAACUAUCUGAGAAACCAAGCUCCUGACAAGGCAUUUCCUGAGUUUAAGGCAGCUCUUGAUCUUGCACGAUCUUUAGGUGAUCAUGUUGAAGAGAAGAAGGCAGCACGAGGAUUAGGGGCAUCCUUGCAAAGACAAGGCAAGUACAAGGAAGCCAUAAAUUAUCAUUCCAUGGUGCUAAACAUCUCCAAGGUGACCGGAGAGGAUGCGGGUGUCACUGAAGCAUACGGAGCAAUAGCGGAUUGCUACACCGAGCUUGGUGAGCUCGAGAAGGCAGGCAAGUUCUACGACAAGUACAUAGCAAGAUUGGAGAACGAAUGAGAAAACAGUGCUGAUUGGCAAAUCUGUGAGAGCAGAAACAAAGACAAGGCUAAUCAUAUCUCUACUCUUGUCGUCAUGUAUUCUACUAUAGAUGUGCAGUUCCCAGCUGGAACUGAUGUUUGUUAUCAUGAUUCAAGUUUCUUUUUGGCAGAAUUAUCCCAGAUGUUUAGGUACAGAUCAGUAUCAUGCUGUGCACGUAGUUGUUUUGUUAAUUAGGGUCUCAAUGGUCCGUACAGGCAUUCAUGUCAAUCUGCUAGUUGCGCCGGCUUAAUUUUAUAGUUUUGCU